AUGCCAGAGGUAACAUCGUACGCCCCGGGAACCCCUUCCUGGGCCGAACUGUCAACUACCGAUGAGGCCGGUGCCCUGUCCUUUUACAGCGCACUCUUCGGCUGGGUGGACAACCCCCAGGAGAUGGCCCCCAACUCCUACUACCACAUGCAGACAAUAAACGACCUGCCCGCCUGCGCUAUGUAUCAGCAGGGCGAGGAAGAGCGCAGCCAGAAUGUGCCGCCCCACUGGAACAUCUACUUCACUGUGGAAAACGUCGAUCAGACCAUGGCCACCAUCGGCCAGCACGGUGGACAGGUGGUGUUCGGGCCGCACGACGUGUUCGAGGCAGGGCGCAUGGCCAUGUGCCAGGACCCCCAGGGCGCCUUCUUUGCCAUCUGGCAACCCAAUCAGCACAUCGGCGCCCGCAUCAAGCAUGAUUCUGGCGCCAUGUUCUGGCACGAGUUGCUGACAACCGACCGGGCGGCUGGGCUGGAGUUUUACAAGGCAGCCCUCGGCCUCGAGCAGUUCCAGGUGCCUGAAUCCGCUAUGGACUACACCAUGCUCCGUGCUGGCGGCACCGAGGUUGCCGGUGUAAUGCAGAUCACUCCCGAAAUGGGGGAAUUCCCGCCCCAUUGGACGGUCUAUUUCGGCGUUGAAAACGCCGACGAGGCCGUCGCCAAGGCUCAGUCACUGGGCGCGACGGUCUAUGUCCCCGCCACCGACAUUGUCCUGUUCGAGGGUCAGCCGCCCAUCGGCCGCUUUGCGGCUCUCGGCGACCCGCAGGGCGCUGCUUUCAGCGUUUUCCAGGACAUCCCUCCGGCGCCUCAGGGAUAG
Molecule: messenger RNA, 816 nt
Organism: Geodia barretti
Lineage: Eukaryota; Metazoa; Porifera; Demospongiae; Tetractinellida; Geodiidae
Source: the annotation of a GenBank genome assembly